AUGACAGCUGGAAUCAUUAAUUGGUUACUUAUCGAAAUUUUCAUUUCAUUUGUCAAGGUUAAAAAACACCGCCACGCUUGGGGGUCCAGUUCAAACUACAAUAAUAAUGUAGCUGGCGUGAUGCAAGACGAACUGAAAGUAAAGAUAUCAAGCGGUGAAGCUGCCAAGUUUAUGGAAAACGUGGAGGGAGUUCGAUUAUCAUUGUCGAAUGACUACAGAGAGGUUUUCCACAAAAGGAGAAUUAAUGACCAACCUCCUUCCCCGUGUCGAAAUUUCGUGCGACGUGACGUCCAAACCCGAACCAAACCCAUUUUGGAGGGCAUUGAGCAAGAAUUAUUCGACCAGUUCUGGACACAUCUCGAGAAAUAUGCAAAUGCUCAAGAACGACUGCCACUCGCAUUGUGGGCCAAAAAUUCCAAAACAAACCGAGUUUGGCCCAACAAAUGGCCCCGGCGCUACAGUGGCGCCCCAAGUGUGAGCAGAUUAAAUUUCUGGCAUUGGCAUUGCGCCCAUUCGUUUAGGACUGCGCUGGCCACGGGAAGCGAGAGUUCGAUUAUGAGGCAUCCCCUUUUCCUUCGACGUCCCGAAGGACGGGCUGUCAAUCGGUUCUACGUAUCUUUCCAGUCAAACCUUAAAGUUUUCCCGGGUACAAGGGUCCGGUCCCGCGGUGACGGAUCCUUAGCGCUGGGCCCACAUAGCGUAUACCCAAGCAAUGACUAG
Messenger RNA from Histoplasma capsulatum G186AR, 720 nucleotides. RefSeq lists its product as uncharacterized. Bases 1 to 720 code for a protein of 239 amino acids. Lineage: Eukaryota; Fungi; Ascomycota; Eurotiomycetes; Onygenales; Ajellomycetaceae. The transcript is spliced from 3 exons. The record is from RefSeq and is a predicted model, not a curated record.